AUGGCCGCCGCCCGAGGAGACUACACUCGCGUCCCCGUCGAGGAGGGCGUCGAGCUCAAGAAUGCCCAGCAGCGCUCCCAGUCGCCCCAGCCGAGGGCACCAGCACCCCGCCAGGGCGAGGAACCGCCCGCGAGCCGCGCCAUGGUCGUCUUCUCGGUCGGCUUCUACCUCGUCGCCGCGAUUGUCAUGAUCAUGGUCAACAAGUGGGUGCUCAACAAGAUCCAGAUCCCUCUCUUCUUCCUCUUCUGCCAGCUCGGCAUCGCCGUCAUCCUCCUCCAGCUGUGCGCCCUCUUUGGCUACAUGAAGCUUCCGAGGAUCGACGUCACGGCGUGCAAGAGCUUGUGGCCCCUCAUCGCGUGCAACGUGCUCGGCCUCGCGUUCAACACCUACUGCCUGCAAUACGUCGACGCCUCGUUCUACCAAAUCGCGCGCGGCCUCGUCCUGCCGUUCACCGUCUUCUUCUCGUGGUACCUCCUCGGCUCCAAGUCGUCGCAGGCGACCCUGAUCGCCAUCGUCAUCGUCUGCAUCGGGUUCGGGUUCGGCGUCAGCGGCGAGAUCCACACGACCCUGCUCGGCACCAUGCUCGGCGUCGCGUCGUCCGUCACGACGGCCGUGCACGCCAUCGUCGUCAAGCGCAGCCUCGGCGUCGUCAGUGGCACGCUCGACCUCGCGUACUACUCGAACCUGCUGUCGGCCAUCGUCAUUGCGCCGUUCGUCAUCCUCAGCGGCGAGGUGUGGGUCGUGUUCGACAUGCUCAUGGGCACGGGCGAGGCCGGCGAGGGGUUCGGCACGUUCAUGACUGGCGCGCUCGUCACGGGCGUCUUUGGCUUCCUCAUCUGCAUCGCCGGCUUCCUCUCGAUCAAGGUCACGUCGCCCAUCUCGCACAUGAUCUCGGCAGCCGUUCGCGGCGUGCUGCAGACGUUCCUCAGCGUGUGGGUCUUUGGCGACAAGGUCACCUCCGGUCGCGGGUUCGGCAUCGUGUUCAUCCUCACGGGCUCGAUCUACUACGUCUACACCAAGUCGACGGAGCAGAGCGCGGCCCGUCCUGCGGCGCCGUCGGGCUCGCAGCUCGCGGCGCCGGCGCUCCCUCAACACCACCGCCCGUCGGUCGUGUCUGCUGGUCAGACGCCCGGCAUGGCGUACGUCGCGAGCUUGGGCCUGCAGGACAACGACGAGAAGGCGCGCCAGCAUGCGGCGUGA
Messenger RNA from Rhodotorula graminis WP1, 1200 nucleotides. RefSeq lists its product as uncharacterized. Gene Ontology annotation, molecular function: antiporter activity. Lineage: Eukaryota; Fungi; Basidiomycota; Microbotryomycetes; Sporidiobolales; Sporidiobolaceae. The transcript is spliced from 11 exons. Gene Ontology annotation, biological process: protein O-linked glycosylation via fucose; GDP-fucose import into Golgi lumen. The record is from RefSeq and is a predicted model, not a curated record. Bases 1 to 1200 code for a protein of 399 amino acids. Gene Ontology annotation, cellular component: Golgi apparatus.